GUAAAAGAUAAACACUAGUAUAAAUAUGACUCCUUUUCUCUUAUUUUGAUUCUUGUCAUCUUUUAAAUAUUACAUACUUUAAGACCCUUCAUGGCGUCACAAGAAAACGUUACGAAAGAUGAGCUACAAUACUCUGAAAAAAAGGAAGAAGAAAUAAUAAAUGAAAAAGAAACAAAGGGCCAAGAAGAGUUCUGGCUUAAGGACACAAGUGAUGUAAAGGCUGUCGAAGAACUUGCCAAACAUGAUGACGAACAUUAUUUUAAUGCGGAUGAAACCGACCUUGCCAUUGUAAACGAGAUUGCUAUCACCGAGGAUACCCCUAAUGUUCCCAUCAUCACGGUUCGUGCUAUUGUUGUUGGUGUGAUUCUUUCAAUCCUUUCCUCUUCUGUUUAUCAGCUGAUGAACUUUAAGCCAGCCGGUAGCAGUCUCAAUAACUCAUUUUUGUUGAUUGUUGCCUAUGUAUUAUGUGAUGCAUGGGCCAGGUAUUUACCUCAGGGAGGAUGGCUCAAUCCUGGACCCUUCAACUUUAAAGAACACACUUUUGUCUACAUCAUGUUUGCAACUGCCAACGACUCUGCCUAUGGUACAAGUGUCUUAUCAACACAACAACUUUACUUCAACAGAACACCAGGAGUUGCUGGCUCAAUCUUCUUUUUGUUCUCUACUCAGCUUAUUGGUUAUGGUAUUGCUGGUCAACUUCGAUCUUUCAUGAUAUAUCCUGCAAGCGUGAUCUGGCCCAGUACACUCCCAACCGUCUCUGUCUUGAGUACCUUUUGUAAAAGCAGCACGGAAGCCAAAUGGCGUACAAAAUUCUUCUUUAUCACAUUCGGCAUCAUCUUUGUAUACGAAUUCAUUCCGCUUUACAUGUGGCCGUUACUCAGUGGCUUCUCCAUCGUCUGCUUGGCCAGUCGAAACAGUCAACUUGUUCAGAACCUCUUUGGUGGCGUCGAUCCUAAUGAAGGCUUGGGCUUUUUGAAUCUGUGCUUUGACUGGAAUCGUCUAAACAUGGCUGCUCCUUUGACAUACCCUUGGUGGGUGCAAGCUAACUCCCUUGCUGGUAUUGGUCUCCUUUAUCUUCUGGCACCCAUUUUCUAUUAUUGCAAUGUAUGGAACGCACAAAGUUUCCCAUUCUUGUCCAACAGUAUCUUCCGUCUCUUUGACAACGGUACUGCUGAUUAUUAUCCUCAAGAUCAAGUCAUUACAGCCGAAAACACUCUUAAUGAAACUGCCUUGGCUGAAAUUGGUCCUCCAGUCUACUCUCCUGUGUAUGCUCUCAGUUAUGUGUUUCUGAAUGCAGGCAUGACCUCGAUUAUAACACAUGUCAUUCUGUUUUACGGAAAGGACAUCUGGAAGUCCUUCCUCGUCGCUAAAUCCAAUAUGAAAUCUGACAAGCUUGAUGUUCAUAUGAGGGAAAUGAAGAAGUACCCUGAAGUUCCCGAUUGGUGGUACUAUAUCAUUUACGUAGCUGCGCUUGGUGUAAGUAUUGGUGUCUCCUACGCUAACAACAGCGGUUUCCCUUGGUGGGGCACCAUCUUUGCCGUCAUUCUUUCUUCUAUCCUUUCACUCCCUCUCAACAUGAUCACUGCUAUCACAGGUAGUUCUAUCGGUUUAAACGUUUUUACUGAAAUGAUUGCUGGUUUUAUCCUGCAUGGUCAACCUAUUUCCAAUAUGUAUUUCAAAACACUUGGUUUCAACACACUUUACCAAGCAGGUGGUCUUGCCAGAGAUCUCAAGAUUGGUCACUACAUGAAAAUUCCUCCUCGUAUAACACUCGCUUCCCAGUUUGCUGGUACUAUUAUCGGUGCUAUCUUCAAUUAUAUUAUCAACAAGGUGAUUGUCGAAACCAGAGGCGAGGACCUUCUAGUGCCUGGAGGUACUAAGUUCUGGAGUGGUGUAAGUGGCCCUCAGACGAUGAACUCUGCAGCAAUGACUUGGGGCGCUAUUGGUCCUGCCAGCAUGUUUGGUAUUCAUACACGUUACUCUAUUGUCUUGUGGGCUUUCCUCAUUGGUCUUUUCUUGCCUGUACCUUUCUGGUUCCUUCAUAAAAAAUACCCCAAAGUUGGAUUUGAAUACGUUAAUGUGCCUAUUAUUCUUGCCAACGCCUGCGUACUGCCUGGUGGCACUUCUUCAUACUUUUGGUGUUCUUACUUUAUUGCUUAUAUCUCUCAGUACUAUCUUAAACGUCGCUAUACUGACUGGUUUGCAAAGCAUAACUAUUUACUUUCAGCUGCUCUUGACUCUGGAACGUCCAUCAUGGUGUUCAUCUUAUCUAUGGCUGUUCAAGGUGGUGCUAAUGGUGAAUCGUACAAUUUCCCUACCUGGUGGGGUAACAGACUAGACUUGCCACAUACUGAUUACUGUUGUGCUGACUGCUAAUUAAUGGCUGACACUAUCCUAAAAAAUAUCUUACACUAUAGUAAUAAACUACUUGCUGUUAUUAAUUAUAUACAACAUCAAAGUUUAGCUAGAGACUCUGGUGUUACAUGCCAAGCUAGCAAAGAAACACAUUAAUGCCAUUAGAUUGUAGAAGAGUCCGGCUGACAUGUUAACCGUGCGUCAUUCUUUUUGUUUUAUUAAAUAUAGCCCCUUUAUACAGCAGCGUGU
Messenger RNA from Rhizopus microsporus ATCC 52813, 2604 nucleotides. Its product is annotated as OPT superfamily oligopeptide transporter. Gene Ontology annotation, biological process: transmembrane transport. The coding region runs from base 91 to 2376 and encodes 761 amino acids. The transcript has 2 exons. NCBI's taxonomy places the organism in Eukaryota, Fungi, Mucoromycota, Mucoromycetes, Mucorales, Rhizopodaceae. Gene Ontology annotation, molecular function: oligopeptide transmembrane transporter activity. The record is from RefSeq and is a predicted model, not a curated record.